Molecule: messenger RNA, 681 nt
Organism: Laccaria bicolor S238N-H82
Lineage: Eukaryota; Fungi; Basidiomycota; Agaricomycetes; Agaricales; Hydnangiaceae
Exons: 2
Coding region: 1-681 (226 amino acids)
Source: RefSeq, a predicted model, not a curated record
AUGCGCCCAGUCAGAGCUUCGGAAAACCGACGUAUUGUAUUUUGCAAAUUGGUCGCAGUCUUUCCUGUUGUGAGGCAUCGUUAUUUUCAUGAUCCCAUUGUUAAUGGUUUGUGCUGUUUAACAGAGGGUCGUUCACUCACCCAUACCAACUCCGGAACUAAUCAGCUGCCCCGUGCUCCGCGGCGAUGCUGUCGUUUGGUCCGCACUCCGCCGCUCCACCAAACGGGUCGCCCUAACAACAAUAAUCCGACGGUAAUGUGUCGGAUACUCCAUGUGCCGUGUCGAAUGUUGGACCGCCAAANAGCGUCACAACUUACGAUCGCCGACGGGAUGACUACGAUCGAGGAUCCGAAGUCCUGCCCCAUCGUAUCAAAUGCUGGAAGCAGAACGGGACAUCUGUGCACCACCGGAGUUUCUUGUGUUUGGCACGACAUGAGCGCUCCGUCGCGACCACGAGUUAAUUGGUUGGCUUUGUGCAGGAUCCGAGAUGAACGAACCUGUUCCCGACGCGGCGCGGCGCCCUUUUCCGAAUCCAGCCCUCCUGUCUUUACUGGCUCCAAGUCCCAAACAACAGGAAGAAACCGCCGUCGCCCAUCUCGAAACCUCAGCCCUGGGCAACUAAGCAAAAGAAGAAGAAGAGCUUCAAGACCCUUCAGGAUGCCAAUUCGGAAUAUGGUAUGA